Molecule: messenger RNA, 578 nt
Organism: Drosophila arizonae
Lineage: Eukaryota; Metazoa; Arthropoda; Insecta; Diptera; Drosophilidae
Source: RefSeq, a predicted model, not a curated record
UGGAGCUCGUUUUGGAGCAUUCCCUUUGCUGUCAACCGGAACAAUAGUUCUCACUGCUACAGACUCGAUAUUAAAUAGGAAUAUGCAGGCUCAUCGUCGCGCGGCGGCUAUUCCGCUCCUAUCGGGUGCUGCGAACUACAAAGAGUGGAGCCAAAAGGUGGAGCUGCAGAUGCGUAUUCAAAAGAUAUGGCCAGCAGUGAUCGGACCACCAGUGCCCAUUGAGCACGAACGUGUCGAGACGGAGACGAGGCCAGAUCUGGGGCUGCAGGACUACACAUAUGUUGCUUCGCGCAAACACAUUUACAUUCAGUCUUCCGAAUUGGUGACUCGCAGGGCGAAGUUGUUUUUGUUUAGACUCUUAGACCCCAAGAUUGUUACAGGCGACUUCAUCGACAUGAGCGUACCCUGUCUUUGGCGCGCAUUGAAGCGUCGUUAUGGCCACGUAAAGAGUAGUCCCAAGCGCAAGUUGCGUGCAGUGGAAAUGCAAGAGGUGUGCAAGAAGCCGAUAAUGGGACAUCGUGGCGGUGCUUAAGGGUUAACAAACAGCAUUUCUGGCGGUAAUUUGUUUUGUAUUUUUG